Molecule: messenger RNA, 456 nt
Organism: Mytilus californianus (California mussel)
Lineage: Eukaryota; Metazoa; Mollusca; Bivalvia; Mytilida; Mytilidae
Product: 50 kDa hatching enzyme-like
Exons: 4
Coding region: 1-456 (151 amino acids)
Biological process (GO): proteolysis
Cellular component (GO): extracellular matrix
Molecular function (GO): metalloendopeptidase activity; zinc ion binding
Source: RefSeq, a predicted model, not a curated record
AUGUUAAACGAUUCACCCGAUCGACAGACAAAACAAAUGUUGAUAACCUUUCAAGAAUAUAAUCAUCUGCCAGUAACCGGUGAAUUGGACAACAAAACAGUGAAACUCAUGAAUACUCCAAGGUGUGGAAUGCAAGACAAACCUACACCACACGGAAUGCCACUGGCAUUUUCAGGAGGAAUUAUCACACAUGCUUGGUAUCCACCUGAUGGGAGACUCCAUUUUGACGAUGCUGAGGCUUGGGAUGUUGGUGGAAAUGGCGCAAAUCUUUUCCCAAUCUGCGCACAUGCAAUAGGACAUAUUUUAGGAUUGGGUCAUUCAAAUGUUCCAGGAUCUAUGAUGUAUCCAUGGGACCCUGCUACGGGAAAUCCAGCUGCCACUCUUUCACCAGACGAUCUUGCAGGAAUACAAAGCUCAUUCGGACCAGAAGUUCCGACUACAACCCAGUUACUCUGA